Haemorhous mexicanus (house finch) is the source of this 1093-nucleotide messenger RNA. RefSeq names its product coiled-coil domain containing 152 (gene CCDC152). Bases 1 to 768 code for a protein of 255 amino acids. NCBI's taxonomy places the organism in Eukaryota, Metazoa, Chordata, Aves, Passeriformes, Fringillidae. The transcript has 8 exons. The record is from RefSeq and is a predicted model, not a curated record.
AUGAAUCAUAGUGAUGAAGAAACUAUGAAGAAAACCAGUGUAGUGAACCUUGAUAAACUUUUAUAUGACUUCUCAGAGAUAGAAAAGAAAAUAUCAGAAAUUAAUGACGCAAAUAACCUACUGAUUCAUCAGCUGGAAAAAUGUAACAGAUUGCUAACAUUAAGCCAAUCAAAGGAGGAAUCAGUAAAAGAGGAAUGCAGUGCUCUACAGAAUGUAAUAAAGGGUCUAACACAAACCAUUGAAAACCAGUGUAACGUGAAAGAUGAAAAUGAUAGACUGAAAGGAACCAUUCACAUCUUGCAAGAUAAAUUAAAGACUUGUGAAGAGGAGUAUAAGGAUCAAAUUGAGAAACUCAUGACAGAAAUUAAAAACAAAGAGGAAGACCACAAAUUAGAAAUAACACAGUUGAAUUGCGAUACAAGGAAAAAAUUUGAAGUAAAAGAAAUGGAGUAUAGAGAAGAGAGAGAGAAAAAAGAACUGGAAAUAUUAGACCUAACUAGACAGCUGAAAAUUCAAAAUGAAGAGAAGCAGAAUGAAAUAAUUAAACUGCAGAUAGAGUUCAAUGCUAAAUUGGCAAGAGCUCAGGAUAAAACCACCAAGUCCUUUUCAGACGCUUCGGUCUUACCACAAAGUAUCUAUCGAAGGAAGCUGCAGCAUCUCCAGGAAGAGAAAAACAAGGAAAUUGAAAUUCUCCGAAACACCAUAAGAGACUUGGAGCAACGUCUUAAUAAAGGCCAAGACCUGCCCUUCAAACGGAGGAGAUUCUGAGUAAAUGACUUGAAGUAUUUCCAAUUCUGCAUCUCAAAAUAAAAACAAGAUAGGAAGAAAGUAUGUUUUAUUGAAAACACUCAUGACAGACAUUCCAAAGGCAAGCAUUCUGUAUAUAUUCAAAGCUACUCUCUUGCUAAUCAACAUUCACAAUAAAAAGAUUCAGGUUUUGUAGGAGUAGUAAUUUCCCUAUUAAACCAUCAUUAAUUAUGGUGUAUGCUUUCAUAGCAGUUUUCUUUUCAUGAAUAUUCUCUUCUUCAUCCAGGAAUCCUUCAAGCAACUGGAUUUACUUCCAUUCAGUUAAUCAAACAUUAGGAAAGCUAGG